This is a messenger RNA of Pararge aegeria (speckled wood butterfly), 3990 nucleotides long. RefSeq lists its product as uncharacterized. The coding region runs from base 170 to 1666 and encodes 498 amino acids. The transcript has a single exon. NCBI's taxonomy places the organism in Eukaryota, Metazoa, Arthropoda, Insecta, Lepidoptera, Nymphalidae. The record is from RefSeq and is a predicted model, not a curated record.
ACUACUUAUUACGCAUCUGUGAUUGAAUUGAAUUUAUCGUUGUUUUGAUUUACGGUCGAUUUUUCAAUUUUUUUCAAAAUGUGUGAUUAUUUCUAUCGAAUUUAAGUUCUGUCGUUAAAGUAUUUAUAUUACACUGUCCUAAUAAAUGACCUAAUAAAUGCAUUCAUAAAUGAAGACCCAUCGGAAAUCAACCGGCAGCAUCAUGAGGAAGUACUAUCAGCUGAUCCUUGUUGUGGUGUGUUUUAUUAGUAUAAUCACUCUUCUCAUUUAUCGCCACGAGUACUACCGACUCCGGUAUGUACUCGAAGUGCUUAACUUCUUUGGAAAGCCGGGUUUGUCUGAGGUGGAGUUCUGCGGGCCAGGGUUUAACGCCACCAUGCUGUCAGAAAUACUUCGUAACUCUUCAAUGGAGGUGCGCGAAACACCGCCCUUAUUUCAACAAAUCGACGAAAACUUUUAUUCAUAUUCUUCAUUCUUACGGUCUUACUAUAAGUACGAAAAAUUAACUCCUUUGAACGCUCACAUUAUUAACACUAUAGUCAUUGGAAAAGCAAAUGUCGCACCAAACUUUCGAUGCAACGUUUGGCUCGAAAAUAGCAACAAACCUAAAGCGGGCAGAUUUAAUUACAAACUGGCAUCUGAACCUAUUAAGGAUCAUCGUUUAUUCAUUUUUGAGUGUUCUCUAGGCAAAAACAUGGGGAAACCGACAGGAGUUAGCUUCUAUAUCAAUGAUUAUAAUAUAAAUCCAAUGCACGCACCAAUCAAUAAAAUUAUACAAGUUAACACCAAGAGAAAGACUCGUGAAAGUGGAAGCAUUCGAUUUAUAAACAAUAUAGAACCAGCAGUUUGUGUGAUUCCUAAUCAUGUGCCUAUAGUGUCAAGGGACUCAUUUAUUGAAUUUCUUGUAUUUCACCACAUUAUUGGUGUUGACUAUUUCACAAUAUAUGACAGUAUGAUAUCCGAAGACGUCAUAAGAAGACUCAAUUUGUUCCCUUCUGACAUAACUCAAUGGGAAAUACAAUUUUUCCCUUUAAACUAUCCCUUUGUGUUUUCAAAGUCUUAUGAAAUUGUUAGAAAUGCAAUUGAGCUUGACUGCCUGUUCAGGCAUUUUCGGUAUGAUAAGGAAGAGUCUAAUAAAGUCAGCCAUGUAGCUAUUCUAUCAUGGGAUGAGUUCCUUGUACCUAGAGUUCAUACCAACCUUAAAGCUAUGCUAGAUGAUUUUGACCCAACAAGAUCCAUAAGAACUUAUAUUGUCGAAUCAUUAGUGUUUUGCCUUAAUCAAAUGGAUGAUGACAAUGCUGAAAUUGGUUAUCCAGAUAUAAUGAAGAAGACCCAUUAUUACUCAAUGCAGCAAGAAAAGGUAUCAAUAAAUAUAAGGAAUUUAGAUACUAUUGCAUCAUUUGAAGAUCUCUUUAAUUUAAAUACAAAUAGCAAAAACAUACCUCUUGAGUUACUAGGAGCGCAUAAGUACUCAGUUUGUAGAGAUCAUAACAAGUUCCACCCAGAGGGUUACAAUGAAACUGAAAUGCAAGUGUUCCAGCAUAAAUUUGAAGGUGCCAUGAUUAAAUUUGGGCAGACCUUAGUAAGCAAUAAGAUCUACAGAUUGUACAGAUCAGGUCAGAUUUGGGAGAGGAGUUCUAAUGAAAAUGUUAGAGAUAUGUUGUAAGUUGGUUAGUGAAUUUUUUAUUAUGCAAUGGUUGCUAGGACCAUAUCAAAUAUUUAGUAUGAAAUAUGAAUAAAUGAGGGCACAGUAUUAUUGAAAAAAUUGUUGGAUUAGAAUAAUUGGCUAUAUUACUAGCUGAGGCUGCUUCACAUAAAAAUACUUUUCUGCUGAUCAACCUGCACAGAAAUCGAAUUUUACAAUUCUAUGUAAAUGAGUCUGAUUAUGAAGGAUAGGCUAAAUGCUGUGAUUCUUACUACUUUUGAGACUACAACUACUUAUCAAGAGCUCUUUUUAAGUGAUGUGGUCUAUAGCUCUAUAUAAAUUUGUUACAUAAUUGCCAUUCUUAAAUACAGAAAGAGGUAUGAAACUGCUGACACAGUAGUUUAUUUUUCAAUGACUUGGUUGCAAAAUAUUUUCUACUUGCAAGAAAACACUUAACUGGAUUAGUUACAUAAACCAUCUGUUUAAAAUUAUGAAAGUGGUGAAAACCACAUCAAAAUCUUUUGCAUGGUUGAGGAGGAGUUAGCAGAUAAACAUGCAGAAAGCAACUUUGUUUUACACUAUGUUGAGAUUAUAUGUUAAAUACUAAAAUAUGACUUGUAACAUUAAAUAUAAAAUCGUUUGACUUUGUUCCGAGUCUGUAAAAAUUUUUUGGUCAUAAUAUACCACAGUACAAGAAUGUUGAUAAAAUUGUUUGUUUAUACAAAAGUUCUGUUAUGACUACAAUUGUUGUUACAAGAUAUUCCAUGUAAAACAAUCUAUGUAUUAGUAAUAGAUACAAAGGUAGCUUUUAUUGGCAUAUGUUAAGAAAAUACAGUAGUUUAUAUGGUUUUUAUUCAGAAGUAAUUGUUUAGGUAUCAGAUUUUUAUUUGAGAUUUGCAUUUAUUUCUAAUAAAUUAUUUGUUUUUGUGUAGUUAGGAAUGUCUGUUAGAGAAAUAGAAAAGUUGUGCCUUUUUUAUAUGAGGGUAGUUAGCUAGUUUUUAAUUAUUCACUUUUAAAAAUGCUGUGCUAUUCUCUAAGGUUGAGACUAUGCCUUAGUUGUGCUUAGGAUAUAUUAUAUUGUUACCAUUUAAAAAAAAGAGUGUUAUGUUAAAUUUUGUUUAUUUGAGAAUGGAUAGCCAGUUUUAGGGAGUAACACUACAGAUUUUGCUUAAAAUAUUAAUACAAUUAAGACUGCUUAUUUGAAUUAAAUAUCACUUAAUAAAUAUUAAUCUACAAAAAUUCAAUGCAUAUUCUGCAAAGUUUAUCUUGCAAAAAGUAAACUAGAUAUAAUGCCUAAAUUGACCUUUUAGCUUAGUAACACAGUGCGUUCUGUGAGAAUUGCCACCUAAGUUUACUUGUUCGAUUGUGUGAAAGUUGAGUACGAUUUAUAUGGUAAGUAUUGAGGGAUCUAGUUAAAAUGUUGAGAAACAGUAUUGACACUAGAUGGCGCUCUUUUGAUAACAUUAAAAAUCGUAAUUACCUUCACCUGAUUGAAUAAGUAAACUUAGGUAGGAAAUCUCACACUUAGUACAGAUAACAUGAAGUUAAUGAUCCGCAGGGUGAUUACGUAUCUCACGACAGUUUACUACUGUCAAACGUCACUUUUCUGUACAAUAGAUUAUCAAAAUGUUUUUUGGAAAUCUUUGUGGAUCUUCCAAGUAUUCGUGACAUUGGCGAAAUUGGCACACCUAGAAGCAAAAAAAAUUACGUUUUUAUAUAUUUACAAAUUGUAUGCAUCCUUGUAGGAUGAAUCACUCUUCGCCGCCGAGUCCUUUUUACAAGCUCCGAAACGUUUUCGAGUAUAAAACACUAUAAUGUAAAAUUAAAAUGGACCUAAUGAUACUUGUAUAGAGUCGCAAAUUCUGUACUACUAAAUUUAAUUUUGCAAUCGUUCCGCCAGGAGCGCUGGCGUUGAAAGAAUAAUGUGAAAACGAAUUCAGUGAACUUACUACAGUCUCUUAAAACAGUGUUAUUUUAUAAUUACAGUUUGAUAUGAUAUAUCAGACUAAGAGACGUCAAGUUUGAAAUAAUACUGCUGUAAGUGAUGUUAUUCUGUACUUAAGAUUCGUUAUUAUCUGUUUAACUGGCGUUACAGUUUCUGAUACUCGAAAACGACUUCCGAUUGCGAUAGGUAUACGACCUACAAAUAUUAUGGUGUCGGAGUGGUUCUACUGGUAAAACUUAAUGAAUACUCUAGUUGUAGCAUGAAUUAUUAUUAGUACCUAUAUACACAACUGAAGUGUGGCCGUGUGUCUAUGGCGCACGAUGUAGUGUGCAUUUACCUUUAUUAUUAGUUUUUCACAUUUCCACUUACUAACACUUUUAAUAAACGUUGUUCAUUAUUA